Molecule: messenger RNA, 2910 nt
Organism: Acanthoscelides obtectus
Lineage: Eukaryota; Metazoa; Arthropoda; Insecta; Coleoptera; Chrysomelidae
Source: the annotation of a GenBank genome assembly
AUCACACAAUAUGCUCUUCUAAGAUCUUGUGAAAUCAUACUAGUAUCACCAUGUAGUGUACAAACAGUUUUCCCUACAAUUACAAAUUUAGCAAUAAAAUGGAAUAUUCAUGUUGAUAUUUUAUUGCUUCUGUCUAAGAAAAAGGCACUGGGAGAACUGUGUAUAGCUUCAUUCUUUGGCUGAUAAUAAAGAACUUCAAUAUCAAAAAAAUCUUGCAUUCUGAAACACUCCUGACACUUAUCAAGCAAUAACAUUAAUUUUCACAUGUAUGCACUGUAAGAACAUAGAUAUCCUCUGAACAAUCUGUACAUUACAUAGCAGAAUGUAUAUUAUUAGUAUCUGAGCCUUAGAAGUGAAUGUCUCAUGAUGACGUGUAUGCUUUACGUAUUACUUAUUAGUGCGUUGUUCUUUGAUUAUUUUCUGUAAAGCUACAAAUUAUUGAAAUUUUCUUGUUGGUAAAACAUCUCUAUAAUCUCAUUCACGUGGUACAAUCUAAGAGAAGCAGUAAAACAGAGAAUAUAAAACCUGUUACACUUCUCUUCAUUUGAAAACCAGACUAGCAGAUUGCAUGUGUUCAAAAAUAUUACGAGCAUGAAAGAAUGGUUUAUGUUGAAAAUGCACCAGUUUACCUAAGCCAUGGAAAAAGAUAUUCUUGUCGUUCCACUGAUAAGAAUAACGAAAAGCAAGAAUAUUAUUUCAAAAAUACCAUUAGAUAGUGACAUGCAGAAGUAUUUUAAAUGCCUGAAUUUGAAGUCUGAUACAAAGCAUUACAUAACAAAGACAAGCACGGCACGUAUCGACUAGCAACCAAGCCCCCUAGGUAAGAAUUCUGCGAAGUUUACCUAAGCCAUGGAAAAAGAUAUUCUUGUCAUUCCACUGAUAAGAAUAACGAAAAGCAAGAAUAUUAUUUCAAAAAUACCAUUAGAUAGUGACAUGCAGAAGUAUUUUAAAUGCCUGAAUUUGAAGUCUGAUACAAAGCAUUACAUAACAAAGACAAGCACGGCGUGUAUCGACUAGCAACCAAGCCCCUAGGUUAGAAAUUAUGGUAAAAAUCGUCAAAAGAGCAAAAUGUUUCCUAAAAGCAAAUGAAUUGGAUUCUUUUAAGUUUCUUUCUUGUCAAUUGACGGACACAAGCAAGGAAUGGAUCAUUAAAUUAGUUACUGCAAUGACUAUUCAUUGUAUGAAUAUGUUGUGGCCAAAAGAAACAUUAGGUGGUAAACUAAAUUAUGGAAUUUUCAUUAUAUUAUCAGGGUUAACUCUCUUCAAUUUUUUGUCAUCAAUGUACCAUGGAGCUGGAUAUUUGCCACUUAAUUGGAGACCUUGUAAAGAAGAAGACUGCCAAUUUUUGCAAAUGUGUGGGGUUUGUGAUGGGUAUAAGGCCCCUAGAUCACAUCACUGUAGAAAAUGUGGUAGAUGCGUACUGAAGAUGGACCAUCAUUGCCCAUGGAUUAACAACUGCGUAGGCUGGGGCAACCAUGCCCAUUUCACGUGCUUUCUAUUGUCCGCCACCCUCGGAUGUGCUCAGGCGGCAGUCAUCCUCUGUAUUUCCUUGUACCACUCCAUAUACUACAGAACAGCCCCUCAGUUGAUCGGUCAACCAAGAGUCCACUUGGGGCUCUAUGGUACCAUCCUGUGUGUAUUUGCACUUGGUUUUUCUAUCGGGGUCGUUAUUGCCGUCGGUAUGCUGUUGUGGCUUCAGGUUCGAGCGAUAAUCCGUAAUCGCACUGGAAUUGAGGAUUGGAUACUGGCAAAAGCAAACUUCCGUAGAUCAGAAGCUACUGCAAAUAGUAGUAGUAGUAGUGAUGCAAAUAUGGGGGAACGUUUUGUUUUUCCAUACGAUCUAGGAAUACGCAGAAAUAUCCAGCAAGUGAUGAACUGGACCUGCCAACCUGUUGGAGACGGCAUCCAUUGGCCAGUGCAAUAUGGAUGUGACCAAUACACAUUAACUAGAGAGCAGUUAGCACAAAAGAACGAAAAAAGGCUGAAAACACGUUUGUACACCAUAUUUAGACCAGUUUCGGGGUAUUGGUUUCCGAUAUUCAGCCAUGGGAUUCGGGUUUGCUUGAAUUUUCCGUGCACAGAUGAACCAAGGAUAAAACUGGCCAUAGGAGAUAAAGUUCAGGUUACCAGAUGGAGAAAACAUUGGUUAUUUGGAGAACUUGUACAGCAGCGUGAUGAAAUAAGUACGGAAGAAAGAAACAGAUAUGAUACAUCAGAAAGAGUAAGAGGAUGGUUCCCCAGGAGAUGUGCCGUUGAAACCAAUCGUGUGAACUAUAAAAAUGGAGUCAGCUCUCAAAACAACAAGAAGAUCGACUGACGUUUAGAGUCAGAGGGUAAAAACACGGUAUCCUUAUUAUGGGCAAGACUCCUCGAUGGGUUUUCCAGGAGGUGGAAUAUGCACCAGAAUAUGAAAAGGAAUGUCAACGCACAAAGCAAGGAAAAGAAAGAAGAAAAUGCUACAUCGUUACUGCGGAAAACCAAGUAAUGUCCUGUGAUGGAUGGGAAUGAAAAUAACGUGCCAUGAGUACCAUAAAAUGUAAAUAAAUACAAGUAGUUCUUACUUCAGCACGUCUCAAGGAGUCGAAAAAAAAGCCUCUGCUAAUAAAAGUGGGAAGGAUCUCAAAGUGCUGAAUAUAUGCAGCCACUUGUAAAUGUAACUAUGCCAAAAAUACAACGUGCAAAAGAAUCUUUAAACAAUUUUUUAACGGGUUCUUUAUUAUCAUUAUAUCAGACUUCAUGGAUAAGUAUUUGCACACAAUUAAAUUUAAUCAUAUGUAUAAUUGUAUGGGAGAUUCCUCGAACGAGAAAAAUGCUUUAAAACUGAAUGAAUUGAAUUAUUGUACCGUGUGUUUAAUAUUUAUUGCUUUAUAAUUUAUGUAGCAAAAUAAAAAACAAGAAUUUAUUUCGUCC